Helobdella robusta is the source of this 252-nucleotide messenger RNA. RefSeq lists its product as hypothetical. The transcript has 2 exons. Gene Ontology annotation, biological process: mitochondrial electron transport, ubiquinol to cytochrome c. The coding region runs from base 1 to 252 and encodes 83 amino acids. Lineage: Eukaryota; Metazoa; Annelida; Clitellata; Rhynchobdellida; Glossiphoniidae. The record is from RefSeq and is a predicted model, not a curated record.
AUGGGUCGUCAUUUUGGAAGUCUUGGAAUAAAAGUGAAUGGACUGAUAUAUUAUUCUCUCUCCCCGCACGAGCAAAGAGCAUUUGCUGGCUACCUGACUAAAACAAUCCCAAACACACUGAGAAGGAUCAAGGAAUCCAUCCUUCCUGUCAUCCUUCCUUCAUUUGCAACGUACGUUCUUUAUGAUUGGGCAGAGAAGGAGAAUGUCAGGAGAGCCAGAAAGAACCCCAAGGACUUUGAAAAUGAUGUUUAA